UGGUAAGAGGAACAGGAAGAGAGGAGUGGAGAGAGAGUAGGUAGAAAGGCAGACGGCAAGGGUGAGAGCUUGUCAGCUCGGCGUGUGAAACCCUUCAGAGCAGUUACUUUCUUUUCUUUCCUUCAAAAAGACACUGUGUCUCAUGCCAGCAAUGCUGUGCUCAGUCUCUUGUGACCCCCAAGAGAUGAUGAUCUGAAAGGGACACACCUCAGAAGACACAGUUUCUGUGUAUCUCCAUGUCAGGGCUUGACGGCAAAAUUAAUGGCCUGCACAGGGAUCAAAGCAGAAAUGGCUGAAGAAGGGCUCCUGGGUCCUCUCAUCAUCACCGAAGAAGGAGACAUAACUGAGGGUGUCACUGGGAGAGGGGCAACCGGCAGUUUGGCCGCGAUCGCACGGGGCACCAUCGAAGGGAUGGCUCUGAAAGAGGAAGAGAAGCACACAGGGGAGGACAAGGAAGAAUCCGCUGUAGUGAAUAAAGUGUGUUUAGAAGAGUGGACCUCGGGAAACCAGACAGGGGAGGCUGCUGCGGAUGGAAAGGACAAACUGGAAGAUGGUACACCAGGUGAAACCGAAAACAUGUAUAAUGGACAGAACAGGGGCGAAGGGGUGAGGAUUAAUGGAAGAUCGGAGAAGCCCAGUUACACAGGGGGUGAAAAGGUUACACACAAUGACCCCCGACUGGACACAAAGGGGUCGAAGUUAUCCGAGCAACAACCCAAAGGGACACCGAGCGAAGAGGAGGAUCGGAAAAAGGCUCACCGGUUAACCCCUGACUUCCCAGAGGCACUCUACGAGCUACUCUGCACCCUUCAGGAGGGGAGACGGCUCAAUGACCAGCGUUGCUCCUUCAGGCUGGAGAGUGGGAUGGGGAGGCGGAGGUGCCACUCUGAGCCCAACGCAACCAAACCAGUCCACAGAGUCAUGUUUUCCUCCAUGACCUCACUGCAGAAAGAGGAGUUCUUUGAGCUGGUGGCCACCGCUCAAGCCCGUCGCCUUGAUGACCAGAGGGCGAAGCUCGAAAGGUCGCCGCCGCCAAAACCAAAAGGCAGAAGUUUCCGAGGCAGCAUAAAGCAACUGUCUUUUGUGAAAAAGCCAGCGCCAGUUCCUGAGCCUCCCAAGGAUGAUCUGUACAAUAUGAUCCUCACGACACAAGCCCAAGGCAGGCUGGAGGACCAGCGCAGCAGGGCCCCUGGCAUCAUGGAUGAUGAGGACUUCUUCUCCCUGCUCCUGAGGGUCCAGGGCGGACGCAUGGAAGAGCAGAGGACUGAACUACCAUGCAUGCUGCAGACCUGAGCUGGAAAACAACCAAACAAAAAACCCCGAUGUGGCUGCUGUGAUAGCCAUUCCAGUAUUGUAGCUUUUUUUUUUGGUCUGAUUUCCUGUAAUAAGAGGGGGUUUGUUGACCCUGAUGAUGCUUUGUUUUGGGGAAUUGUCACCCCUCUUGAUGGUGUUGGUCAGUGUUAAAGCUGUUGAGAUUAUAUGAAAGACGCUAAUGUUAAAUUGAGCAACAGAGCUUUUUUUUUUUACAUGACUUGAGCGAUGUUCCCGAUGACAUUGUGAAGUUUACUUCUAGUAAGCUUUUUCAUUCCUGGUCAGAAGGAUCAGUAGAUAUGUUUUUUUGUGGCCAAAUUUAGCAUUUGUAUCGAAUGUAAUGCAAUGAGUGUGCGUGUGUUCCUGUUCUCAAUGUGGAGGACGCCGUGCACCGAUCUCUGUUGUUCUCCCUUUUUUGUACAGUAGAUGUCAGACACGCCAGGAGCGGUGGUGAGGCGAUAAUCGCUCCAAGGCCACAGUGCUUGACUGCAUGUGGAUGAUAGUCCUCCAAAAAUAAACUUAAAAUAUAUGAGGCGUUUUUUUUCAUCAAUUUAUUUGAUUUGUCCAAAAUGUUGUCAACGUUAAAAAAAGAGACUUAUCACA
Messenger RNA from Scophthalmus maximus (turbot), 1914 nucleotides. RefSeq lists its product as uncharacterized. The transcript is spliced from 5 exons. The record is from RefSeq and is a predicted model, not a curated record. The coding region runs from base 262 to 1293 and encodes 343 amino acids. Gene Ontology annotation, biological process: regulation of inflammatory response. Gene Ontology annotation, molecular function: protein binding; GTPase regulator activity. NCBI's taxonomy places the organism in Eukaryota, Metazoa, Chordata, Actinopteri, Pleuronectiformes, Scophthalmidae.